Molecule: messenger RNA, 480 nt
Organism: Gongylonema pulchrum
Lineage: Eukaryota; Metazoa; Nematoda; Chromadorea; Rhabditida; Gongylonematidae
Source: the annotation of a GenBank genome assembly
AAGGUGGCAGAUAUUGGAAGAGCAAAUGCUGUACAGCAACAACAGCAACAGCAACAUGAGGAAUUUGAGCGAAAACGAAGUAUGCAAUUUGAUAGGAAUGAUGCUGAUUUUCUUGCGCCAAAACGUCUUAAGACACCUGCCAUUGAACAGAAGCGCAAGUCGAAUGUUUUGGCAACUGAAGUAGUUCAGGAGCAACAUGUUGAAGAAACGGAAGAUGGAGAGUUGGAGGAGUCAAAUUCGUAUCGCAACGCUGGGGAACGAUCAGAUUCAUAUGAUGAAGAUGAUGACGAUGACGGUGGUGAUAUUAGCUUUUUUGAUUCAUUGAGUUCGGCGAAUUCGUCGUUUGCUCGAAGAGGACGACGUGCAAGAGGUGGCAAUCGAAAGUGGAAAAGAAUACGAAGGAGAAGAAAGAAGGAAGGAGCACUUCAGCAGUCUUUACUUCCCAUUACUUCCCGUGUGAGUUACGUGAAAAUGGAGUAA